Molecule: messenger RNA, 330 nt
Organism: Pelodiscus sinensis (Chinese soft-shelled turtle)
Lineage: Eukaryota; Metazoa; Chordata; Testudines; Trionychidae
Source: RefSeq, a predicted model, not a curated record
AUGUCCAACGUCAUCAUCCACCAGAGAAUCCACACAAGGAGCGGCCCUUUCUGUGCCGACUGUGGGAAGAGCUUCGUCGAGAAGUCGCAGCUCAUCACACACCGCCGGACCCACACAAGGGAGCGUCCCUUCACGUGUACUGAGUGUGGGAAGGGGUUCUCACAGAAGAUCACCCUGAUUACCCACCAGGGAAUCCACACCAGGGAGGAGCCUUACACUUGUCCUCAGUGCAGCAAGAUCUUCAGCCAGAAGGCUAACCUCAUGCGGCACCAGCUGAUCUACUUGCAGGAAGGGCUGUACACAUGCAAAGAGUGUGGGGAGAGCCCCUGA